CUCUAAUUGUAAAUACACUUCAAACUAUCUACCACUUAACAUGAAACUCUCUAUUCCGUUGAUUGCUUUAGCAGUGGCUUCUCAGGCCAACGCUGUUGCCGCCCCCGAAGGCAUGCCAGCUGCCUUUGCUGCCGCUGCUGCGUCCUACCAAUGCCACCUCUACUGUGGUAAUGCCAUCUUAGAAUCCAGAACUUGUUCUGGUGCCUCUGGAUAUGACACCAAGUGUUUGUGUGCCGCUGAUUCUGCCUUUACUGGAUUGAUCAAGGACUGCUUAGACUGUGCUUGGUGCUUGUGGGAUGACUACAGCAAAUAUUUGGUAGCUCCUUUGGCUGCCUGUAACUUGCCAACUGUCCCAACCGGUACCGAGUGCUCCCCAGGUGCUACUAAGGCAGCUGCCACUACCGCUUAAGAUAUGCGUGGUUUAGUACUGUAGAGCCGAU
Molecule: messenger RNA, 440 nt
Organism: Babjeviella inositovora NRRL Y-12698
Lineage: Eukaryota; Fungi; Ascomycota; Pichiomycetes; Serinales
Exons: 1
Coding region: 41-409 (122 amino acids)
Source: RefSeq, a predicted model, not a curated record